AUGAACUUUUUUCCUGUUUUUAUUUUAUAUAUCACUUUAAUAAUUAUUAUAAUAUGUCAUAAAAAUAAAGGAAAUGCUUUAUCAACAUUUGAAAAGGGUUUCAAUAAAUUACAAAUGUUUGUUAGGGUUAAAAGAAAUCAUCAUAUUUUAAAAAAAAAAAAAAACUUUUUGAAUUAUCCAAAGAAUGUAUUUUAUAUAAGCCCUAAAACUAUUAGUAAUAAAAACAGAAACUUGAAUAUAAUUAAAUUUAAAAGGUGGAUUAUUUGUGACGAAAAAUACAAUAAACAGUUUAAACUAUUUACAGCAUAUAAUAAAAUGGCAUAUGAUAACGAAUAUAUGUUUUACUUAAAAAAAUAUAUUAUUAAUGAAAAGGAGCUUGAAUUAUCUGGAACAGGAAACUCGAUAUAUCAAAAAGAAGAUGAUGAUGAUGAUGAUGAUAAUAAUAAAAAUGACGAACAAAAUAAUACAAACAAAUAUAUUUAUGAUAUUGAAAAAAUGAUAGAUAAAGCUAUAACGCAUAGAGAACUAGAAUUAUUUGAAUUUUUAAUGAAAAUAAAUGAAACAUAUAAAUUAAAUACUACACUUAGAGUUGUUGGUGGAUGGGUAAGAGAUAAAUUUUUAAAUAUUUCAAAUGAUGAUAUAGAUAUAACUGUUGAUAAUAUGAAAGGUUCUGAUUUUUGUAAUUAUAUAAAAGAAUAUAUUAAAGAUAAAGAAAAUAAAAACUUUAAUUUUGGUAUAAUAAAAAUAAAUUGUGAUCAAUCAAAACAUUUGGAAACAUCAAGUUUUAAUUUAUUUAACUUUCAAGUUGAUAUAGUAAAUUUAAGAAAUGAAAAAUACACAGAGGAAAGUAGAAUACCAGAAAUUUCUAUUGGAACUGUUGAAGAAGAUGCAUUAAGAAGAGAUUUUACUAUUAAUUCUUUAUUUUAUAACUUAAAAAAUAAAAAAGUUGAAGACUAUACAAAAAAUGGUAUAUAUCAUUUAAGAAAUAAAAUAAUAUCUACCCCAUUGAAUCCAUUAACUACAUUUCUUGAUGAUCCUUUAAGAAUAAUUAGAUGCAUACGAUUUUGUGGGUAUUUUGAUUUUAAUUUAGACCAAUCUAUUUUUGAUGUUUUAAAAAAUGUGGAUAUAAAAAAAUCUUUUAAUAAAAAAAUAUCAAAAAGUAGAUUAGCAUCAGAAAUAAUAAAAAUAUUUUCUCAUAAAUGUAAAAAUAUUGUCCUUUCUUUAACAUUGUUAAAUUAUAGUAAUUAUUCUGAAGAAAUUUUUAAAUUGCCAAGAAAUUAUUUUGUGCAAAAUGAUGAAAUAUUUGAAAAAAUGAAAAAAAAAAAAAGUCACAAAAUAGAGAAUCAUUGGUAUGAUAUUGUUGAAAUGGAAAAUAAAAGAGUUCACCUAUUGGAAAAUUCAAAAGAAGUACACAAAAAUAUGGAAAAGUCUAUUAAUGAAUAUGUAAAUAAUAAAGACAAUAGUAGUAUAACAUAUCUUAAUAAAAGUGAAAACCUGAAAAAUCAAAAUGAUGAUAAAAAUAUAGAAAAUGAUUGGCUUUUUGAAGGAUUAAAUUAUGUAAAAUUUUUUAAAGGCAUUGAAAAAAGUAAAUUAUUAAAACAAAUAUUUUAUGAUUUAAAUUAUAAAGAAAAUAUAAAUUAUAUACAUAUGUGUUUAUUUUUAUUACCAUUAAAAAAUUAUUAUAUAUAUAUAAAGAAAAACAUAAAAACAGAAUAUGUAAUUGAAUAUAUUAUUAGAGAAUCUUUAAAAUUCCCUUUAAAAUAUUCAAAAUUUUGUGUAAACAUAUAUGAAGGUUUUACAUAUUUAUACAAAUUAUACAAAAAUAUAAAUGUUUUAAAAUUUUUAAAAGAUGAUAAUGAUAAAAAAACGGAUUUAAAUAUAAAAGGGGAUGUUGUGAUAUUUUUAAAAAAUGUUGGAGACAAAUGGGAUUUGUUAAUUUUAAUAUUUUAUAUAUUUCAUAAGUAUAAUGAAUUAAAUAAAAAUUUUAUUAACAUUAUAACAAAUGAUAUUUAUUUAUCUGACUUUGCUAUCAAAUUAUAUCAAUAUAUUUUAAAAAAUGAUAUUCAAAAAUCUUAUAACAUUAAACCCUUUUUAAAAUGGCCAAACAUUAAACAUCAUUUUCCAAACAUCACUCCAAAUCGAAUUAAUGAAAUCUAUGAAAAAAUUAUUCAGUUUACUUGUAUUCAUGGAGAAAAGGAAGAAGAGUGCAUUGAAUUUUUAAAGAAUCAUUUUAACAACCCAGAAUAA
Molecule: messenger RNA, 2247 nt
Organism: Plasmodium berghei ANKA
Lineage: Eukaryota; Apicomplexa; Aconoidasida; Haemosporida; Plasmodiidae
Product: tRNA nucleotidyltransferase, putative
Exons: 2
Coding region: 1-2247 (748 amino acids)
Biological process (GO): tRNA 3'-terminal CCA addition
Molecular function (GO): RNA binding; ATP:3'-cytidine-cytidine-tRNA adenylyltransferase activity
Source: RefSeq, a predicted model, not a curated record